This is a messenger RNA of Exophiala aquamarina CBS 119918, 1077 nucleotides long. Its product is annotated as homoserine dehydrogenase. Bases 1 to 1077 code for a protein of 358 amino acids. NCBI's taxonomy places the organism in Eukaryota, Fungi, Ascomycota, Eurotiomycetes, Chaetothyriales, Herpotrichiellaceae. Gene Ontology annotation, molecular function: NADP binding; aspartate kinase activity; homoserine dehydrogenase activity. The transcript has a single exon. Gene Ontology annotation, biological process: L-homoserine biosynthetic process; aspartate family amino acid biosynthetic process. The record is from RefSeq and is a predicted model, not a curated record.
AUGUCAGCCCUCUACCUCGCAGUCAUCGGCGUCGGCGGCGUCGGACAAGCCUUCCUCUCACAGCUCUCCAAUCUUCCCUCGUCCCUGCGCCCCAGCUUGAUUUUCGUCUCCCGUUCCACCAAACAACUUUACAACUCCUCAUACAGUGCGAUCAAUGCAUCUGAUCUUCCAUCUUCUACUUCAAAACUCUUAUCUCUUUCCGAACUCUCCACCUAUCUCUCAUCUGCCCCAGGCAAGGCCAUCCUCGUCGACAACACAUCCGACCAAGACAUCGCGAACGCAUAUCCCUCCUUCCUGCGCGCCGGUAUUAGCAUCGUCACACCGAGUAAGAAGGCCUUCUCCAGCAACCUCCAACUAUGGACCGACAUCUUUUCCGCCGUCGAUGCCUCCAAUGGGAAAGCCCUAGUCUACCACGAAUCAAGCUGCGGCGCCGGGUUGCCUGUGAUUUCAACGAUCAAAGACCUCGUAGCAACGGGCGACCAAGUCACACGCAUAGAGGGUGUAUUCUCUGGCACCAUGAGCUUCCUGUUCAACUCCUUCGCACCCGCCGACGGAAGUGGUAAGGGGAAGUGGUCCGAGAUUGUUGCCCAGGCCAAGGACGCCGGUUUUACCGAACCCGACCCACGAGACGAUCUCAAUGGCAUGGACGUCGCGAGGAAACUCACCAUCCUUGCCAGAAUAGCUGGUCUCAAGGUUCAAGGUCCUGACAGCUUUCCCGUCCAAAGCCUCAUUCCCGAUGCCCUGGCAUCAGCAAAAGACUCCAAUGAGUUUAUGCAGGAGUUACGGGAGUUUGAUGGUGAGAUGGAGAGAUAUAAGGACCAGGCUGCUAAGCAAGGGAAAGUGGUCAGGUAUGUUGGCUCCGUGGAUGUGGUUGCUGGGAAAGUGAAGGUUGGGUUGGAGUUUGUGGAUCAGGGAACUCCGAUUGCGAGUCUAACAGGCAGCGAUAAUCUGAUCUGCUUCUAUACCAAGCGCUAUGGCGCCAACCCCUUGGUGAUUCAAGGUUCUGGUGCUGGUGGCGAAGUGACCGCCAUGGGCGUCACGGCGGAUUUGAUCAAGGUGGUGGAGAGACUGAGAUAA